Molecule: messenger RNA, 3562 nt
Organism: Dendrobium catenatum
Lineage: Eukaryota; Viridiplantae; Streptophyta; Magnoliopsida; Asparagales; Orchidaceae
Exons: 6
Coding region: 143-3562 (1139 amino acids)
Cellular component (GO): plasma membrane
Molecular function (GO): protein phosphatase regulator activity; protein phosphatase 1 binding
Source: RefSeq, a predicted model, not a curated record
CAACGCUGUAAAGCGCAGGGGAUGGUAAACCACGGGUUCCAAGAAAAUGCAUCCAUCCUAGCUUCUUUGAACCUUCCCCUGGAAGACUCGACUCCUAAGUAAACCACGGAUCGCCCUGCUGCAAUGGUAUAAAGUAUAUGGGAUGGUAAGAAAAGAGUCGCUCAUCCUCUCCCCCCACCAUAUGGCUCCGAAAAUGCACCCAAGCUGCCUCUCGGCCCUGAGAGCAGGCGACAUGAACCGCCUCCAUGAACUGAUCCAGGAUGACCCAACACGAUUAUACGGCAUGACCAUUAAGGGAAACAGCAUACUCCACAUCGCCACAAGCCUCGGCAACGCCUGGCUCAUCACCCAGUUGUGCAAUCAACUUGAUUUGGAUUUCCUGCUGCACCAGAACUUAGAAGGCGACACAAUCCUCCACUGCGCCGCCCGUGCAGGGCACGACAACAUUCUUUCCUUGCUCAUCAAAAACUGGUUUGGAGGGCUAAUGAUGGGAGUGUUGAACCAGCGCGGGGAUAGCGCUCUGCACGAAGCUGCACGUGGCGGCCAUGCUAAUGCUGUAUGGCAGCUUGUAGCUGCUGGAGAUAAUAUGGCCUCAAAGGUUAACAGAGAUGGAGAGUCGCCGAUUUAUCUAGCGGCGGAGAGAGGCUCAGUGGAGGCCGUGCAAUUUUUGCUUGGGUGCGAGGUGGUGGAUUAUGGAGGACCUCGAGGGAAAAAUGCUCUUCAUGCUGCCGUCUGUCGAAGCUAUGAUAUUGCGAAGAUGUUGCUCGACAAAAUGCCGGAACUAAACCUAAAAACGGAUAACUCCCUAAGCGCCCCCAUUCACUAUGCGGCUUCCCUUGGAGAUGUAAAAAUGGUGCGUCUUCUGCUACAAGCGGAUGCUACAAUAGCUCAUCUCUUGGACGACCAUGGCCUCUCAGCCAUACACAUCGCAGCAAGCAAGGACUAUGGCAAUGUUAUCGAGGAGAUACUCCACCAUUGCCCAGAUGCCACUGAGCUCACUGAUAUUGAAGGCAACAAUUUUCUUCAUGUUGCUACAAAGAAGAGAGCGACAUCAGUGGUGAAACUAGUACUUAGUAACCCUCUGCUCAGACAGAGCAUAAAUGAGAAAGAUCGUGAAGGAAACACGCCAUUGCAUUUGGCUGUAAUGAACCACUCCAGGGAAAUCGUCCUUCUUUGGUUGUCGGAUAGCAGAGUCGACACAAAUGUUAUAAACCACAAUGGUCUCACUCCCCUUGAUAUAGCUUCAUCAUGUGCUGACUCAAAUAUUCGUCUCAGGAUGAAGAAGAUGUGCGAAGAAUUAACCUCUGCUGGUUCCAAGUUUGGCACUCACCGAAUGGACAUCUUGAUGGGUAAGAAUCAACGGAGGCCAGAAGAAGAGCUUAACCGAUAUAGAACACUGGCAAGUAACAUGGCAAUAGUGGCAGUACUCAUUGCAACAGUUAUAUUUGCAGCUGCUUUUACCUUGCCUGGAGGUUACAGCAAUGAUGACAGCAAUAACCAGGAACAAGGCAUGGCGAUUCUAGCCAAGAAAUUAGCUUUCAAGAUGUUUCUUAUCUUCGACACCAUUUCAAUGCUAAGCUCUAUUAGCGUUACCUUCUUGCUAAUUUGCACUGGCUCUCUAGAUCACGAUAUAAGAUUGCACUCCAUCAUUACUGCCAUGAAGUUCAUGUGGGUUGCACUAGGAGGGUUGGUGGUAGCGUUCUCCAUGGGAAUCUAUGUCGUCUUGGUCUCAAAAUGCAGAUGGUUGGCUGUUCUUAUUUGUGGAAUGGCUGCUUGUGUUCCCUUCAUGGCUUCUUUCUUCGAUCCUUCCUGCUGGAAGACUCGAUUCCGAAGUAAACCACGGGUCGCCCUGCAAUGUUAUAAAGCAGAUGGAAUGGUAAGAAAAAAGUCGCUUAUCCGCUCAUCACCCCUCCAUAUGGCCGCCAGAAUGCACCCAAGCUGCCUCACGGCCCUGAGAGCGGGCAACAUGGCCCGCCUCCGUGCGCUGCUCCAGGAUGACCCAACACGAUUCUACGGCAUCACCGUUAAAGGAAACAGCAUCCUCCAUAUCGCCGCAAACCUCGGCAACGACUGGCUCAUCACCAAGGCGUGCAAUGACUCCCAAUGGGACCUCCUGCUGCACAAGAACUUAAAAGGCGACACGAUCCUCCACUGCGCCGCCCGUGCAGGCCACGACCAGAUCCUAUCAUUGCUGAUCGAUCAUGGAGCAGGAUUGCAAAUGACGGGAGUGUUAAACGAGCGCGGGGAUAGCGCUCUGCACGAAGCUGUACGCGGCGGCCAUGCUAAAGUUGUCCGACAACUUUUAGCUGUUGGAGAGAACAUGACCUCCAUGGUUAACGGAGAUGGAGAGUCUCCGCUUUAUCUAGCAGCGGUGAGGGGCUCGGUGGAGAUUGUGAAAAUGUUGCUUGGAUGUGCGGAGGUGGAUUAUAGAGGACCUCGAGGGCAAACUGCUCUGCAUGCUGCCGUCUGCCGAAGCUAUGAUAUUACGCAGAUGCUACUGGAAAGAAUGCCGGCACUAAACCUACAGGCGGAUGCCUCCCUAAGCGCCCCCAUUCACUACGCAGUUUCCCUUCGAGAUGUAAAGAUGGUGCGCCUUUUACUGAAAGCGAACGCUACAAUAGCUCAUCUCUUGGACGACAAGGGCCUCACAGCCAUCCACAUAGCAGCAAGCAAGGGCUAUACGAAAGUUAUUUGGGAGAUACUCUGCCAUUGCCCUGAUGCCACUGAGCUCACUGAUUAUGAUGGAAACAAUUUUCUUCAUGUUGCUGCAAAGAAGGGAGCGAGAAUAGUGGUGAGACAAGUUCUUAGAAAUCCUCUACUCAGACAGAGCAUAAAUGAGACAGAUCAUGAGGGAAACACACCAUUGCAUUUGGCUGCAAUGAACUGCAAGUGGAAAAUCGUUCGCCUUUUGCUGUCAAAUAACAUAGUCGAUAAAAAUGUUAUAAACUGCAAGGGUCUCACUCCCCUUGAUGUAGCUUCAUCAAUUGAUGCCUCCAAAUUUCGCUUCAGGAGGAGGAUUAUGUUAAAAAAAUUGAACUCUGCUGGCACCAAAUUUGGUCCUCACCGAAUGGACAUCAUGAUGCCUGAGGAUCAAGAUUAUCCAGAAGAAGAGCUUGACAGACAUAGAGCAAUGGCAAAUAACCUUGCAAUAGUGUCAGUACUCAUUGCAACAGUUACAUUUGCAGCCGCUUUCACAUUGCCUGGAGGUUAUAGCAAUGAUGACAGUAACCAGGGACAAGGCAUGGCGAUUCUAGCUAAGAAAGUAGCUUUCAAGGUGUUCCUUAUCUCUGAUACCAUUGCAAUGGCAAGCUCUAUGUGCAUAACCUUCUUGCUAAUUAGUAGUAGCUCUCCAGAGCGCGACCAAAGAUUGAGCGUCAUCAUUACUGCCCAGUUUUGCGUACAGGUUGCACUAGUAGCAAUGUUGGUGGCAUUUUCCAUGGGCAUUUAUGUGGUCGUGGUUUCACAAUGCAGAUGGUUGGCUGAUCUUAUUUGUGGAAUGGCUAUUUGUACUCCCUUUAUUAUUUUGUGGUCAUCUAGUUUCAUAAAGGUUAACUAUCCUUAA